GUGGGUCCCCCGUGUAGUUGCGGUGUAGUUCUUAUCAAAGCCCUCCUGUCUUGUUGUGACAGCUCUGAUAUUGUUUAUUGAGGUGGAUGUCAGCUUUAAUUAGCAAUCGAUACGGGGAGCGUUUGCAGAGCGCGUCUCUGACGUCAGAGUCCAUUACCGCUUCUCAUUGGGUCUCAUAUUCCCAGAGCCUGGGCUAAUUAUUGGGAGGUUCAUGUGGAUAAAGUACAGCUCAUCCCUCCCUUCACAUCAUGUCCCCUACUCGUUGGCCACACUCACUGCAUGCUUUUUAAAUUCCCAUCACCGGCCUCCAGACGUCGUUUCCUUUUGCCUGCGGGAUGAUGGACAGCAGGAUACUGGAUCCACCGCACGCCCAGUUCGGAGGCUCUCUCGGCGGGAUGGUUGGCUUCCCGUACCAUCUGAGCCACCAUCACGUUUACGAAUUAGCCGGGCAUCAACUUCAAUCUGCGUCCGCGGUUCCUUUCUCAAUAGACGGAUUACUUAAUGGUUCCUGCACGGCUUCAGUGGGUAAUUCCAACCCCCUCUUGUCUGCGGGCUGCGGGAUGAAUGGAGAUAAUCAGCACUACAAACUGUCAGACUCGGGGGACCCAGACAAAGAUAGCCCCGGUUGCAAGAGACGGAGAACUCGCACAAAUUUCACUGGUUGGCAGCUGGAGGAAUUAGAAAAGGCUUUUAAUGAGAGCCACUAUCCGGACGUUUUCAUGAGGGAGGCACUGGCUCUGCGACUGGACUUGAUAGAAUCAAGGGUUCAGGUGUGGUUUCAGAAUCGCAGAGCCAAAUGGAGGAAAAAGGAGAACACAAAGAAAGGUCCAGGUCGACCUGCUCACAACGCCCACCCGACCACCUGCAGCGGGGAGCCCAUGGACCCGGAGGAGAUCGCCCGGAGAGAGCUGGACAGGAUGGAGAAGAAGAAACGAAAGCAGGAGCGACGUCUGCUCAAGUCCCAGAACAAGAUGCUGUCUGGGGAUUUAUUUCACACCCCGGGAUCGGACAGCGACAGCGGGGUGUCGCAUGUGACCGACAGUGACCACACCACAGGCACGCUUUUUGACUCUGUGGGGGGAAACCAAUCGAGCUGCGACCAAACACCUCACCCUCUCCAGACCCAAAACCAGAACCAAAGACUUUUGGACCAGGAUGCUGGCGGAUCCGAGCUGGACUCGCCCGACGCCAGCCAUCGGUCAAGCCUAUGCUCCAACAACAACAGAGCCUCCGGCGUGCAGAAACUCAACCCUUUCAGCGUCGAGAGCCUCCUUUCGGACACCAGACCGAGACGCAACCCCGCGGCCUUACCCUCCUCACGGCCUUUGAUAGGGAAAGGACACUUCCUGCUCUAUCCCAUCACACAGCCGCUUGGAUUCAUUGUUCCACAAACUGCUCUGAAGACAACAACAACAUCAACAACAACAGCAGCAUCAAACUCUGACAGUGACACCCCAGCGGAGAAAAACCAAGCGUCCAACGUGCGCUGCAGCGUUUCUGCGGGCUCUGCGGGCUCUGCGGGAUGUAGGAGCAGCUCUCCGGGCUGUGCAGACACAGACCCACAAAAGGGACAGGUGGGGUCAGAGGAAAAGACACGUUCACCGCACACCAGCCCGUCCAGGGCCGCCUUUCCCAAAAGUACUCACACCUCUGUUAUUUGCAGCGAUUCCACUUUCGCCCACGAACACAGUCCACAGCCCGUUACGCAUGUGGAUGCAGACAGAAAAGAGCAUUUAGACAACAAGGACCACCCUGUCAACACCGAGUCUGUCCUCAGUGACAGUCCGGCAGAAACAAAGACAGACUCUAAAGAAGAUGUCGACUUGGAAUAAAUCCUUUGGGGGUAAAAACAAAAAAAAAGAACAAAACAGAAACAUACUGAUAUAGCCUCUAAACGACACCUUUCAUUAGGCCAAAGCUUAACCUGAAACUACAUCUUUGCAUCUAAUCUCUAGGUUUCCCCACUCUGCUGAUAUUUUGACAAUGGUGUGCUCUCUCUCUCUUUCUCUCUCUCUACUCUCUCUCUCUCUCUCUCUGCGAGUGUGUAUGUGUGAGUCAGGAGUCUCUAGAUAUCCUUUAAUGUGUGAUAACUUGUCAAAAAAAAAGAAAAGGACAAAAAAAAACAAAAAAACACACACACACACAAGACCACGAGACCAACGAAAAUCCUCAAGAGCUGUAAAAAAAGGUAUUAUACUAUUUAUAUAUGUAAGUUUUUUUCUUAAAUAAAUCUAUUGUAUACAAGCACCUCAAACCGUGUGAGACCUUAAAUAGCAGCACAUGCAGUGCAGGACUACAGUACAGUAGGAAGGGCUUUCUUAAGAAAUCUCAUGUUGUACUUUGUAUAUUGCCUUAACAAAUUUAUUCAUCUAUAAGCCCCCACUGAAAUGAGGUUACGAGCCUGAGGCGAAAAGGACCCGCUCGACUCCUGCAGAGUUUUGAUAUGAAAGUAAUUAUUUUCCCGGUGGCUACUGCAGGGGGAUUCAGUUUAUUUUAGCUCAAAGGGGGUUAUAAUACAUUACCGAUUUCUAGUGAUAUGAAAUCACAUAAACUUCCAAGAAUAAUAGAAUUAGCAUGAAAAGGCCUGGGUGUCAAAUUGAAAUAGGAAAAUAAUAGCCCCGGCAGCUGGGAGUGUGUGUGUUUGUGCAUAUUGGAUAGGAGAUGGGGAUUCGUGGGGAGGCAUUUUCAUGAGCUCUCCUCCUCCUCUCUUCUUCUUCUUCUUCUCCCUCUCUCUCCACUUUGUCAGGGCCCCUUGUAGCAGGGCUAUAUUAAGAUAGAUGUUCGAUGAUAUCCCUCAUUGUUCUGUCGCUUUACAUUGAUGUUUCUGUGUUAUCAGCCUAUUGAUCAUGCGUCGGCUGUAAUAGGACGGGCUGAGGCAAACGUGCCUAUUUACAAUAGCAGAACACAUUUGUUCUAAUAGGGUUGGUGGUCCCCAGGGAAGCCAUGCGGGAUCUGGGACAUCUGCUCCCUUUUGCAAUAUUAGCAGUGUUGACCACAAUAUCACGUCGACCCAAAGAAGAAAUGUCGAGGUGUGCUGUGUGGUGUGUAAUGGCAUACAAAAAAAAAAAAAA
Larimichthys crocea (large yellow croaker) is the source of this 3071-nucleotide messenger RNA. RefSeq names its product UNC homeobox (gene uncx). The coding region runs from base 336 to 1832 and encodes 498 amino acids. NCBI's taxonomy places the organism in Eukaryota, Metazoa, Chordata, Actinopteri, Sciaenidae. The record is from RefSeq and is a predicted model, not a curated record. The transcript has 3 exons. Gene Ontology annotation, molecular function: DNA-binding transcription factor activity, RNA polymerase II-specific; sequence-specific double-stranded DNA binding. Gene Ontology annotation, biological process: regulation of DNA-templated transcription.